AAAAAGAGAAAGAAUUCUCAAUUUUCCUUCGUUUUCCGAGAAAGUGGAACAAAACGAAACGCUGAUUGAAUUCAGGAAAGCAAACACACGCACACAACCCGACCAGAUCCGCAAAUUGCAUCCUCGCGAAUCAGCACUUUUGUGCCAAAAGACAUUCAUCAAUCCCAAAUUUCGCGUUUUGAGCCGAAUCUGAUUCGAUAUCUGGGGCAACAGCCAUUUGAAUUCGACGACAAUCUGAAAUGGGUUUGGGUUGUUGAAUCGGAAGAUUAAGAUGGAAAGGGAAAAGUGGAAAGAGCAUAACAAUGGGUGUUACGAUACGUUUUUGUGUGAUUAUGAUGAUGGAGAGGUUCUGAGCAGAGAACAUAGCCCUACGAAAUCUUAUUCGGUGUCUUCAUCUCCACCAAGACUUGGUUACAUCGAACACCAUGUUUCCAAAUUCGACACUUUGGUUGGUAUCGCUAUCAAGUACGGUGUUGAGGUUGCGGACAUCAAAAAGAUGAAUGGCCUUGUUACAGACCAUCAGAUGUUUGCGCUUAAAAGUCUCCACAUUCCACUACCUGGAAGACACCCUCCUUCUCCUUGUUUAUCAAAUGGUUCAAAUACUCCAGGAUAUGGUUACUCUGAUCACAGUCUACCUAAUCUGGCACACCAUGAACUGCUUGAAUCAUUCCAGUCCCUGGGAAUGAAGUCGUUUGAGCGGAAGGUCUCCCCAGCCAUGAGCUCAUUACAGGGUUACUAUGGACUUAAAUUGACCUCUAGUUCCUCAGAUGGUUCAUUCUCCAGAACCUCACCUAUGUCUAACCGACCUCUAAGUCAUCACCGGAAAUCCAAAAGUUUGGUCAAUGUAAUAUUGGAAGAGAUUAUGGAAAAGUCUGAUAUUGCACCAGCUGCAAAAACCAGGGAAGUUGACUCCAAUAAAUUGAAUGAUAAACUUGUCCAGAGACGUCAGAAAUCUGUAGCUGACUUUACCCAGAUACCAGAGUUGCUUAUGAGGGAGGAUAGUAGCAGCAGCGGUGGUCUUCCAUCAAGAAAAGGAAAGGGCUUGGCUCUGCGACCGAAAGCGGCUAGCCGAACUGCAGCGACAACUGAUUCUGAAUCAAGUGCUUUGAAUGCUGUGCCUAUAGGUGUGGGGGAGGCUUAUCUAAAUGAUGGUUCAUCUGGGGUGAGGAAAUCAUCAAGCACUUCUUGUUUACAAGAUGAAGAAAACAGUGGUUCUUCAUCCAUUUGGCCAACCUCAAUGUGGAGUUUGAAACCAGAUUUACAGGCAUUUUCAACUGCAACAAUUGCAAAACCAAUCUUUGAUGGCUUGCCCAAGCCUACCGGUCGAAGAAAUAAAGCUGCACUUGAUUAAUGUAUAGUUUAUCAAAACAAUUUUGAUCCCCUUUGUCAAGUUAAGGAAUCAUUAGCCGCUACACCUAUGGGUAGAUUGGAGGAAGAAAAACAAUGUAGAAGGGACGUAAAAAUCAAACAUUACAUUUUAUUUCUUAGAAUAGGGGCAUUAUUUUUAUGCCAGAAAAUACUAAAAUUUUUUAUUUUUAAAAUUUGUCUUGGCUCCUCAAUAGCCAUCUUAAGAACGCUCGACGUUUUUUUGGACUACAAAUCAUUUUGUUUUUUAAUAAACAACUAAUAUAUUUAACUCAUAGUGAACUUUUGCGGGUUUGGUCGUUUUGGCACCUUAAAGUGAUAGGUGAAAGUACUAGUUUAACAGGGGUCUAAUUCUGACUGAGCAACAUGCUCAAAUUUAACACCUGUGAUAUGAUUUCUACGUAAUUUGAAUUCUCAAAUCUAUUCUAGUAAUUGGCCUAUAGAUCACUACAGAAAGUUCAUUCUAGCCUUUGUGCUUCUUAUACUGUCUAAAUUUACAUUUGCCAUAAUCACUAGUUAGUUUGGGAACGUUACAUGAACAAACGAAGCUGUUGUUGACGUUAGUGAAUGGCCAGAUAAUUAUUAAAAUAUACAGAUAAUGAGUUCGCCACUCAUUAAGCAAGCAUUAUACGUUUAACGGGUUCGGUAAAACCGAAAGUUUUUAAUGUCAUGCUACCAAAAAAACCAUUUCAAACAAAACAAACGUAUAAUAACUAAGUUGUCAUUAUUAUGUAAGCCGAGAUGAAGAAAUUUACCAUUAAAAUUCAUUAUUGUGAAUAUCACCUAUUUGGUCACGAAAUUAAAAAAGGUGUAAAAUAGUACUUACUCGUUUAUAAUUAAAGAAAUGUAGUCAUAAUACAUAAUCCUAAACUGCCCAAUACACUUCGAUACAAAAUUGUGCAACGUAACAUUACCAAAAUGUGUUGGUAUGAAUAAAAAGGGUUUGAAUUUCAAAAGAACGAGAGGUUGGAUGAUAAUCUUUCUCUCAUUUACCUAAAAUUGACACUAAUUCAUCUAUUUAUAAUAUAUAAAAGCUACAAUGCAAACUAUAUUGUUAAAUUUAAAUCAAGUAUACAUGCAACACAAGUUUUUAUUGGCCAAAAGCAAUGUGAUUAGAAUACUUUUUCAUCUUCCAUUUAAUAUGACAAAAUAAUAGCAUGACAAGGAACCAUUGCCAACAAGAAAAAUCAAUUGCUAUUGAAUAAGAAUAUUUUUAUUAUUAUAUGUAGUAAACGUUUGCCUAUAGAAAGCAUGCAUGUGAGUUCUUAAAUAAAAUUUUAAAAAGUUCUCUUCCUCUGUUUCUUAAUUUUGCUAUAUGUGAGAGAGUUUAUAAUGGCCAACUGAUAUCAAAUUGGUAUUAAAGUUGGUUAGAUCCAACAUUGGUAGUGUGAGCUUGAGAGAA
Molecule: messenger RNA, 2767 nt
Organism: Abrus precatorius (Indian licorice)
Lineage: Eukaryota; Viridiplantae; Streptophyta; Magnoliopsida; Fabales; Fabaceae
Exons: 3
Coding region: 272-1351 (359 amino acids)
Source: RefSeq, a predicted model, not a curated record